GAGAGGCGCAGAGGGAGAGGCGGAGGCGGAGGCAGAGGCUCCGGGGAGGGGAAGCCACCGCCGGGGAGGAACAUGCUGACGCGGGUGAAGUCCGCGGUGGCCAAUUUCAUGGGCGGCAUCAUGUCCGGCGGCGGCUCCGGGGCCGAUCAGCUCAACGGGACCGACCUGCCCCCGAGGUUCCCCUACGCCAGGCCGGACUUCCUGGGGCUGUCGCAGGACGAGGUCGAGUGCUCCGCCGACCACAUCGCCCGACCCAUCCUCAUCCUGAAGGAGAGCCGGAGUCUGCCCUGGGCCACCGGCUAUGCGGAGGUUAUCAAUGCUGGAAAAAGCACACACAAUGAGGACCAGGCUUGCUGUGAUGUGAUACGUGUGAAGAAAAAGGUUGCUGCCCCCAUCACACCGAGUAAGAACUCAUCCGCCAAAAGGAGAUCAUCAUUACCAAAUGGGGAGGGGUCACAGCAUAAAGACAAUCCAGAUACCGAAGGGAUUAUCUUUAACUACUGGGCACUGUUUGAUGGGCAUGCGGGAGCUGGUGCUGCUGUGGUCGCCUCCAAACUCCUCCACCACCAAAUAGCCGAACAUCUUCAAGAGGUGGUUGAUGUUCUCCGGAACUCCGCAGUGCUUCCUCCAACCUGUCUUGGUGACGAGCCUGAAGUAGGGAAUAACACUAGGACACUAACAAGAGCUGCCUCCCUGCGGGGGGGAGUUGGGGUCCCAGGCUCACCUAGCACCCCUUCAACACGAUUCUUCAUAGAGAAGAAAAUUUCACAUGAAAGUUUGAUCAUUGGAGCUAUUGAAAAUGCUUUUAAAGACAUGGAUGACCAGAUCGAACGAGAGAAGAGCACGUACAAUAUCUCAGGGGGCUGCACUGCUUUGAUUGCGGUGUGCAUGAUGGGAAAGCUUUAUGUAUCGAAUGCCGGGGACAGCAGGGCCAUUAUUAUUUGCAAUGGGGAGGUUAUUCCAAUGUCUUCAGAGUUCACACCAGAGACAGAGCGGCAGAGGCUCCAGUAUUUGGCCUGUUUGCAACCACAUUUGUUAGGAAACGAAUUCACGCACUUAGAGUUUCCCAGAAGGGUUCAGCGGAAAGAGCUGGGGAAGAAAAUGCUUUACCGGAAUUAUAACAUGACUGGCUGGGCAUACAAAACCAUAGAAGAAGAUGAUCUAAAGUUUCCCUUAAUUUAUGGUGAAGGAAAAAAGGCCCGUGUGAUGGCGACUAUAGGUGUCACGCGAGGUCUUGGAGACCAUGACCUGAAGGUUCAUGAUUCUAACAUCCACAUAAAGCCCUUUCUGUCAUGUACUCCUGAGGUGAGAGUUUAUGACCUGUUGGAGAAUGAGCACGGAGCUGAUGAUGCUUUGGUUAUUGCCACCGAUGGAUUGUGGGAUGUUUUGUCCAAUAAGGAAGUGUCUGAAGCAGUUACAAGCUUUCUUUCCAACUGUGAUCCUGAUGAUGCACACAGGUACACAUUGGCAGCCCAGGACUUGGUGAUGAGAGCCAGGGGAGUGCUGAAGGACCGAGGAUGGAGAAUAUCUAAUGACAGGCUGGGCUCUGGUGAUGAUAUAUCUGUAUACAUCAUUCCCCUUCUGUAUGGAAGUAAACAGACAUGAUAACGUCAGAAUCUUGUUGGUCUUGCUUGCCUGUUACUGGUCCCCAACUUCUGGUGAUCAGAAUCUAUAAAGCAGUACUGAUUCCAGCAAGUAAUGAAAUAUAAUGAAAAGCCAGAGUAUGAUAAACUGCUUUUAGCCUGGACAUUGUUCAGAUGUUCUAGACACUGUUCCCGAUCUGAAUUUCUCAAUCAUUGAUUCCUUUUCAGUUGUUAUAGUUGGAUGUAAUUUUUUCCUGCAAAUUAAAUAAGUAUAUCCUGUAUAAAUUCAAAAGGAUGACUAUUUAGCAAAAACUUUACAGACAUUGAAUAUUAAAUUUUGGGGUCUUAACUUGUAAAGUAUGAAAUAUUUUGAUGUAUAUUUUCCAAGUGCUGUAAUGCUACGUGGGGAAAAUGCCUCAUCUGUGCUGUGUUUUAGAGUUCCGCAUAUAAUCAAUAUGGCAGUCUCCUACCUGAUAAUAUAUUGUAAUAACGUAGUAAAUAUUAUUUCAAUUUUUUUAUGGGUUUGGUAAAAGAUAAAAUCUGUUCGUUAAUUCACAUGGAUAUAUAAUUCAUGGUGUCUCUGGUGUAAAUACUGGCAACUUCAAGAUGCGAUACACAAGUCUGGGUAUAUUUGUAAAGUGAUUUUAUUGGGCUCCUGAGUACACACUGAACAAGAUUUUCUGCAGGCUUUCCUAAUGUCUGCUGUAGUAUUCCACAUAUAAUGCACUGCACUUGAAGGAUAAUUUACAUGCACGUUCUGUUCUUUGUUUUUUUCCUUUGUUACUAUAUUCUUAGCAUUGUCAAAAUGCUGCCAUAAUCACGUACUAACUACACUUUGUUAAUCUCACACAGCACUAUUUAAAAGGCAGAAAGAAAUACUGUAUUCUCCAAGAGUGAUAAUCAUCUCAAUGAAGUAUUCACAGUUUUAUCUUAAGUUACUUUGAAAUAUUUAAAAGGUACCGAAAGUAAACUGUUGGGCAUUUUUUUUAACUGUUUAAUUCAUUUUCGGUGAGUCUGAAAUGUGAAACAUUUUUAUUCCAAAGCAAUUUUGUGUUGAACCGCGUCUGAAGUUAUGAUAUCUCAGUGGUCUGAGUCUUGAAAGUGCAAUGAGAAAAAUAAAAGUACUGUAUAAGA
Molecule: messenger RNA, 2717 nt
Organism: Callorhinchus milii (elephant shark)
Lineage: Eukaryota; Metazoa; Chordata; Chondrichthyes; Chimaeriformes; Callorhinchidae
Gene: ppm1h
Product: protein phosphatase, Mg2+/Mn2+ dependent, 1H
Exons: 10
Coding region: 73-1605 (510 amino acids)
Biological process (GO): protein dephosphorylation
Molecular function (GO): protein serine/threonine phosphatase activity
Source: RefSeq, a predicted model, not a curated record